Messenger RNA from Entamoeba dispar SAW760, 894 nucleotides. RefSeq lists its product as uncharacterized. Gene Ontology annotation, cellular component: chromatin; nucleus. NCBI's taxonomy places the organism in Eukaryota, Evosea, Mastigamoebida, Endamoebidae. The transcript has a single exon. Gene Ontology annotation, biological process: nucleosome assembly. Bases 1 to 894 code for a protein of 297 amino acids. Gene Ontology annotation, molecular function: chromatin binding; histone binding. The record is from RefSeq and is a predicted model, not a curated record.
AUGUCUGAAGUUAUUCCAGUCGGGUAUAAAAAUUAUUUAAAACGAGUUUCAAGUAAAGUCCAAAAAAACAUUUUUGCGUUGAAACAAAUACAACAAAAAAUGGAUAUGGAAGAAAUGAAAACAGUAGAAACUCGUUUUCAACAAACUCAAAAAUUACUAGCUCUUGAGAAACCAAUCACUGAUAGGAUUGUGUCUCUUAUUAAUGGGACUACUCAAGCUGAUAAAACAGUAGAUUGCUCAUCAAUUAAAGUACCUCCAAAUCCAUCAAAACACUUUAAAGGGAUUCCUGCUUUUUGGCAUAGAAUUUUUAUUAUUGAAAAUCUUUCUGAUGAAUCAGAUAUGAAAUGUGAUAAAGAAAUUUUAAGAACUUUAAAAGAUAUUCAAUUAAAUAAUAGUUUGAAAGCUGACACUGAAAAAGGAAGUAUUCAUCACCAAAGAACAAUACAAUUUGACUUUGAUGAAAACCAAUACAUGAAACCACAAAGUGUUUCUGUUCAAUUAACUUUUAACAGUAAAAUCGGCUCUAACUCUCAUGAUAAUGCUGAAGUUAAAAUUCUACAACCAUUUGUUUGGAAAGGAGCUAAUCCUUAUGAGAAAAUGGAUGUAAACGAUUUUACUUUUUUCCUUCCUUUCUUCCUCAAAGAUGAUAUUAAAGAAUAUAUGCUUUGGUUUAAUCGUAUUUACGACAUCAAAAGUUUUAUGGGAUCUUCUUUAUUAACAUUCAAAGAAAGAUUGCAUGAUUCAGAUGCUAACGAUAAUAUAUCAAUGGACGAAGAUAGUUAUUAUGAUGAAGAAGAUGAAGAGGAAGAUGAACCACGGAAAAGAACAAAAGAUAGUUCACAAGAUUGUCAACCCAAAAGAAAAGCAACUGAUCAAGAAUGCAAACAUCAAUAA